AUGGAACCAAAUGGACUUGGUGGUGGAAUGUUUUCUAGCAUCAGUUCUGGAUUGAUAGGGAUAGAAAACCCUUUGCAACAUCAACAGCAAAAUCCUCACCAUUUGCACCAUCCCCAAAUGGUUCCCUAUGCUGCACACCAUGAGAUGGAAACACACAAUCCACAACUCCAUCAAUCAAUCAAACAUGGGUACCCUCUUCCCUUUUCAGCAAAGAACAAGCAACAACAAAGCACCCUCAGUGAUGAAGAUGAGCCAGGGUUCCCAGCAGAUGAAAGCUCUGGGGACCCCAAGAGGAAGAUUUCACCAUGGCAGAGAAUGAAGUGGACAGAUACCAUGGUUAAGCUAUUGAUAAUGGCGGUUUAUUACAUUGGUGAUGAAGGUGGUUCUGAAGGGAAUGAUCCCAUUGGGAAGAAGAAGUCCACAGGUUUGCUGCAGAAGAAAGGGAAGUGGAAAUCUGUGUCAAGGGCUAUGAUGGAAAAGGGGUUCUAUGUGUCUCCACAGCAAUGCGAGGACAAAUUCAAUGACUUGAACAAGAGGUACAAGAGAGUGAAUGAUAUUCUAGGCAAGGGAACAGCUUGCAAGGUGGUGGAAAAUCAGAACUUGUUGGAUACAAUGGACUUGUCCCCAAAGAGGAAAGAGGAAGUUAGGAAGUUACUCAAUUCCAAACACUUGUUCUUCAGAGAAAUGUGUGCUUACCAUAAUAGUUGUGGUCAUGGAGCUUCUACUGUUCCACAGCAAGUAGAGGCUGGAAUAGAGGUAACUCAGGCUCAACCACAACACCAACAACAACAAAGUUGUUUUCAUUCAUCAGAGAACGGGGUGGGGAAUUUUGGUGGGUCAGGGGGAGAGGGUAUGAGGAUGUUGAAAGUGGCAAACUUGGAAGAGGAUAAUGAUAAUGAUGACGAUGAGGAUGAGGAUGAUGAGUCAGAGGACUAUUCUGAUGUGGAUGAAGAUGAAUCAGUAGAAGGUGGUUCAAAGGGUCAAGUUGGACAUGGACAUGGACAUGAAAAUGAUGAUGAGAAUGAUGGAAAGUUAUCUAGGAAGAGGUCAAGGAAAGAAGCAGGGUUAUCUAUGUCAUCAUCAUCUCAUUUAAUGCAACAACUAAGCAAUGAGGUGAAUGGUGUGUUCCAAGAUGGGGGUAGGAGUCCUUGGGAGAAAAAGCAGUGGAUGAGGAACAGGAUACUGCAGUUGGAGGAGAAGCAAAUAAGCUAUCAAACUCAAGCAUUUGAGUUGGAAAAGCAAAGGUUGAAAUGGACAAGGUUUAGUAGCAAGAAGGAGAGGGAAAUGGAGAGAGCCAAACUUGAAAAUGAACGCAGGAGGCUAGAAAAUGAGAGAAUGGUUUUGCUUAUUCGCCAGAAGGAGCUUGAAUUGCUCAAUCUUCAGCACCAACAACAGCAACAUUCUUCCACCUAGACUUAGAAAAGAUGGUUUUACUGGGAUAGAUUGUAUGAUAGAUGAAAUUAUAGUAAGACAG
This is a messenger RNA of Gastrolobium bilobum, 1474 nucleotides long. RefSeq lists its product as uncharacterized. The transcript has a single exon. The record is from RefSeq and is a predicted model, not a curated record. NCBI's taxonomy places the organism in Eukaryota, Viridiplantae, Streptophyta, Magnoliopsida, Fabales, Fabaceae. Bases 1 to 1413 code for a protein of 470 amino acids.